UUUCCAGGCGCAUGCACAAACGUACCAGGAAGCUUCGAGUGCGCAUGCCCAGCUGAGUGGGACGGCUUUCGCUGUGGCGAGAACCGAGACGACUGCACUGACAACCCGUGCCAAAAUGGCGGCUCCUGCAAGGACUUGUUGGGCGGAUACUCGUGUGACUGCACCGGGACAGGCUUUGAGGGAGCCAACUGCAGCGACCCCGUAGACGACUGCGUGAACCACCGGUGUGAGCACGGGGGCACGUGCGUGGACAUGGUCAGGCGCUACCGCUGUGUCUGUGACGACACGGGCUACACGGGCUUCUUCUGUGAGGUUCCCAUCACGUCCUGCAGCCCCAACCCGUGUCUCAACAACGGGACGUGCUCACUCAAGGACGGAGGCAUCGUCUGCAACUGCUCAGACCCCGGUUACCAAGGCAACCUGUGCCAGUCAGACGUGGACGAAUGCGCGGACGACGCCCACAAAUGUCAGGGAGAGUCUGUGUGCGUGAACGUCGUGGGGAGCUACAGCUGUGUGUGUGGCGGAUCCAGAACGGGAGAAUUUUGCGAAACCGCCGUUGCCCAACCCCAGACAAGCUCCUCAUCAGCGCUGAGCGACGGGGCAAUCGUGGCGCUGGUCAUCCUCGCCUUGUUGCUCCUUCUGCUCGUGGUGGUGGUGGUGGUAUGGCACAUGAGGCAAAGGCGGAAGACGCAAGGCAAGUACCGACCUUCAGAGAUGGAAGGAGCUGCACCCGCGCCCGGCAUUCCCAUGGACAAGCUAGCAGACCGAGGAGAAAGACUGAUAUAAUAGAUAGAGGCCAGAGCUUGUCAACCUUUGUAUUUUUUAUAGCCAAUACCCACUUCCUACCUUCAAGUAUUCACGCGUGAGUGCACCUAAGCCUUGUAACAUCUAGAUCUACGGCCAUU
Aplysia californica (California sea hare) is the source of this 905-nucleotide messenger RNA. RefSeq names its product fibropellin-1. The annotation marks the transcript as partial. The transcript is spliced from 4 exons. Gene Ontology annotation, molecular function: calcium ion binding. Gene Ontology annotation, biological process: heterophilic cell-cell adhesion; establishment or maintenance of epithelial cell apical/basal polarity. The record is from RefSeq and is a predicted model, not a curated record. NCBI's taxonomy places the organism in Eukaryota, Metazoa, Mollusca, Gastropoda, Aplysiida, Aplysiidae. Gene Ontology annotation, cellular component: protein-containing complex; plasma membrane.